Molecule: messenger RNA, 1559 nt
Organism: Vidua chalybeata
Lineage: Eukaryota; Metazoa; Chordata; Aves; Passeriformes; Viduidae
Gene: P4HTM
Product: prolyl 4-hydroxylase, transmembrane
Exons: 9
Coding region: 28-1440 (470 amino acids)
Biological process (GO): peptidyl-proline hydroxylation to 4-hydroxy-L-proline
Cellular component (GO): endoplasmic reticulum
Molecular function (GO): procollagen-proline 4-dioxygenase activity; calcium ion binding; iron ion binding
Source: RefSeq, a predicted model, not a curated record
UGACGCGGGGCCGGGCGGGCCGGGGCGAUGGCGGCGGCGGAGGCGCGGGCCGAGGGUCCCCCGCUGCCCGGCCCGCCGGGGGGCCGCCCGCGGCCCGUCUGCUCCCGCCCCUACUUCCUCGUCCUCAUGGUCUUCGCGCACCUCUACGUCCUCAACGUCCUGGGGCUGCUGCUCUUCGUGCACCUCAGCGCCGGCGAGCCCGGCGGGCCGCCCGCCGCCCCCCCGCCGCCGCCGCCGCCGCCCGCCCGCGCCCUCCCGCGCCUCGAGGGCAUCAAGGUGGGCCACACGCAGCGGGUGGAGCUGGUGCCCGGCAGGGCCCACGCUGUGCGCACCCUCAGCCUCAAGCCGCUCCUGUUCGAAAUCCCUGACUUCCUGACAGAGGAGGAGUGCAAGCUCAUUGUCCAUCUGGCAAAGCUAAAGGGACUACAGAAGAGCCAGAUCCUACCAACAGAGGACUAUGAGGAAGCCAUGGAAAUGAUCGAAAUUAGCCAGAUGGACAUUUUCAAUCUGCUGGAUCACAAUCAGGAUGGGCAGCUGCAGCUCAAAGAGGUGUUGACCCAUACCCGACUUGGGAAUGGCAGGUGGAUGACCCCUGAGAACAUCCGGGAGAUGUAUACAGCGGUCAAAGCUGAUCCUGAUGGGAAUGGUGUGCUAAGUUUGGAGGAGUUCAAGCAGUUGAAUAUCCGUGAUUUCCACAAGUACAUGGGAAGCCAGAAAGUGAAGAUGAGUGACUUGGUGCGCAACAGCCAGCACACCUGGCUGUACCAGGGCGAGGGGGCACACCAGGUCAUGAGAGCCAUUCGGCAAAGGGUAAUGCGCCUCACUCGCUUGCCCCCCGAGAUCGUGGAGCACAGCGAGCCCCUCCAGGUUGUGCGGUACGACCAAGGAGGGCACUACCACGCCCACAUGGACAGCGGCCCCGUGUUCCCUGAGACUGCCUGCAGCCACACAAAGCUUGUUGCCAAUGAAAGCGCUCCCUUUGAGACCUCCUGCAGGUAUGUCACCGUGCUGUUCUACCUGAACAAUGUGACUGGGGGAGGUGAAACAGUCUUUCCUAUCGCUGAUAACAGGACGUAUGAAGAGAUGUCUUUGAUCCAGAACGACAUUGACCUGCGAGAUACUCGGAAAAACUGUGACAAGGGCAAUUUGCGAGUGAAACCUCAGCAAGGCACUGCUGUCUUCUGGUACAACUACCUGUCAGAUGGAGAAGGCUGGGUGGGGGAGCUGGAUGACUUUGCUCUGCACGGGGGCUGCCUGGUCACCCAAGGCACCAAGUGGAUCGCCAACAACUGGAUCAACGUGGACCCCAACCGCCGGCGGCAGCAGCAGUUCCAGCAGGAGAUGGAGCGCUUUGCGGGGUCUGAGGCGGGGGCCGGGGCCGGAGCCCCUGGCGAGUGGACAGUGGACAAGGCCUACAGCGGGGUGCACCUGGAGCUGUAGUGCCGGGAAUGCUGCUGCGUGCACGUGACCUUUUCCCGCGCAGGGCGGGGGGGGGCGGGGCCGCGGGCCAAGUGCGCGGCGGGGCCGCGUCGCGCGCCAAUAAAGCGUGGAGACACGGG